AUGGACCGUGUGGAUAGCUUGAGCACGACUCGUGGAAGAGGCAAGAAUAAAAGGAAUUGGUCUUCCGAUGAGGACGAUGAGCUUAUUAAAGCUUUGUAUGUGUUAUCUUUGGACCCGAGGUGGAAAGCUGAUGGUGCCUUCAAGGGUGGAUACCUGGGGAUAUUGGAAAAGCAUCUUGCUGAAAAGUGUCCAGGCCGUGGUAUCACUGCAUCUCCGCACAUUGAAUCAAGAUUGAGGCACUUCAGGAAGAAAUUUGGUGCCGUUGAAGUAAUGCUAUCCAAAAGUGGUUUCACAUGGGAUGGAAGUCUAAAGAUGAUUCAGUGCGAGAAGGCACAAUAUGAAGCUCAUUGUCAGAUUCACAAGGAGGCUAAGGGAUUGUAUGGUGUUUCAUUUCCAUACUUUGAACAAUUGGCUUCUAUCUAUGGCAAAGACAUUGCAACAGGAGAAAGUGCGGAAGGCUUUGGAGAGGAAGUGGGAAACUUGGAGAAGGAAAUUGCUAUGGAGGAAGAAGAAAAUGAGGAAGAGGACAUGAUCUCAAUAGGAACAGCUCGACGGUCCAUUGACACUUGCUCUAUUGAUACAACUAGUUCGAAGAGGCAGAAAAAGGAGCCAAGGCCAAAGAAGGCGACAGGACCAAGCGAUCCAUUUGCAGCCAUGCUUCAAGAUGUUAAUAACCAGCUGAACAACGUGACACAACAUGUGGGUGCAACGACAACAUCAUUUACAACAGCAAUGGCGCGAGAAGUAGCACAAGAAGACCCUCAACAGAAAUCAAGAGAAAAUGCAAUUAGUGAAUUGUCUAGGCUUGCAUUUACUAGGAGCGAGAUCGUUGAAGCUACAACUAUAUUCUCUAAAGCUCCAGAGCACAUGAACAUGAUGCUUGUGCUUCCAGGCAUUCUGAGGAGGGACUUCGUCCUGAAUAUGAUGUCCGAUGAGAGGAAGAAAGGUUGAUGGGAAAGGAAUAUGUUCUUUUCCAACAGCGGCGACAUGAUUGAUGAUGAGAACAUAAGCAAGUUUGAGUAGAAGAGAAGAUAAACGUUGUGGCAGAUGAAGAUCGAUGGAAAAGCUACUUUGCAAGAUUCCGAAUCGUCCCGAGCUACCUUUCUAUUUGUCGUAUAAAAACAAUUUUAGGGACUAAUUAUGAAGUUUAUUCUGAAGUGUAGUAGAAUUCCGAGUUUGUAUC
Triticum aestivum (bread wheat) is the source of this 1183-nucleotide messenger RNA. RefSeq lists its product as uncharacterized. NCBI's taxonomy places the organism in Eukaryota, Viridiplantae, Streptophyta, Magnoliopsida, Poales, Poaceae. The record is from RefSeq and is a predicted model, not a curated record. The transcript is spliced from 4 exons. Bases 1 to 951 code for a protein of 316 amino acids.